ACAGCUGUCAGAUUAGUUUAAUUUGAUGGAACUUUGUAUUGGAGAAAAUAUUUUUUAAACACACCAUUUGUGAUCAAGAAAACCAAAGUCAUCAGCUUGCAGUGAAUCAUUUACUGUCUAAGCCAUUCCCCUAUAAGCACAAUUCCCCAACCGUGAUUGGCUGUGGUUAUUAAGGGAGUCCCCCAAGGAUCCAUUUUGGGCCCUGUGUUGCUCAUCAUUUUAUGUCAACUCAAUUCUACUGUCAUUAAUGUAGGAGCCCUGUAACAUGGCACAGUCGGCUCUGGUUAGAAAAUCUACUGUACUUUGACACACAUAGUCAUUAUUGGUCCAAAUUUAAAUCUACAAACAAUGCUACCAAAGUGCAGUACAACAAACUAUUGGGAGACAAAACCUUGAUAUUGGAUGUUUCUGCCAACAUUUUCAAAAAUGUAUUGUUUAUUUAUCUCUACAGUAAGGAAUAAGUAACCAAGCAACUACAUUUUGACUAUGAUGUGGUUACGGUUAAGAGCAAGAAUAUGGUUAUGGCAAGUGGUUAAAGUUAGGCAACUAACAAAAAUUGGUAGCGAAAGUAUGUGGUUAUGGUUAUAGAAAGACAACAAGAAACAAAUCUGUCUGUGUGUGACUGGGUCUGACUACUCAACACACUAUAGGCUACCUUCAGGGACACAUUGAACAGACUGAACAGACCCAUUGAGGACAAAAGCUCUAUCUGUGAUUUCGGGGGUCAGUGGUUUAGGUGGUUUAGGUUUAGGGGUUAAGGGAAGUAUCUGUGAGUGUUCGGGCCCUGAAGAAGCUCACUUUAAAUUUUAUUUGUAUUGUCUGUCUUUAUAUUCGGGUGGUGCAUAUUGAUUUAUUCAGUGAUUUUUCCUAAAUAAUGAAUUCUAGAUUUUAAAGAAGUCGUUAUAGACACAAAGUUUACCAUUUUGCUCUCAGGUUCAUUACAGUACACUCACCUCUGCAUUAAUUAUGACAUUUAUUUAUUUAUUUACAAAGCUAUUGCCGGAAAAUCUUACUUUGUCACACCUUUGCAAAAAAGUUGGCGAACAAUAGCAAGCAAAAUACAAACAAUUUUCACCUAAGUAUUCUGUAUGUAUGAUCACAGCAGAAGGCGUCAACAACAGAUGGCACACAAACAAGACAGAGGUGAAGAUAAAGCCAAGAAUGACAGAGCAAUGGGGAAAAGUUCAGCAGAAUUAGUUUCAUCAGGUUGAUAAUCAUCCAGCAUAACCACUGUCACUGUUCCAACAAAACCACAGAGCAAAACAUGUGCAACAGUUAACAAAAACAAUUCAGUGCUUCAGAAAACGUCAACUUCAGGUUUAGGACAUUGAGAAUCAGUGAUCAGCACUGACACUGAAAUCUGUCAUUUUACAGACCAAACAAUUAAUCAAACAAAUAAUCAGCAGAUGAAUCAAUACUGAAAGUAAGUUGCAUUACUUAAGAAAAUUACAGUGAAUCCUCUGUUCUAAGAUCACACACCCACACACACUUUUAUACCCUGAUCUCUUUGAUUCUGGGCAAAUGAAUGCAGUAAACUCCGAUAUACAGUUCAAGGCAAUCAAGUGUAACAGACUAAAGGGUGUUAUUAGAUGUUUACUUGCCUCUUGACCUCUUCAUAUGAUUUUAUAUUUUUUUCAUUUUAUUUGACUGAAAAAUGUCCCUUGCUGAUAGCCUAGCUACUUGUAUUGUAAUGAACACUGUAUUUCACACAUAUAAUUGCCAUCUGCCCGUUUUGAAGGGAUGGUUUGGAAGUAUCAGAGAACUUAACACAAUUUAUCUAAACAUCUUAAACAUGGCCAUUUCAGAUGUGUAGGUAUAUUAUGAUUAUUUCAUUAUCUGUGUGCUGUCCAGAAAAUUGUUUCUGUUUUUAUUUGAAAAAUGUUCUUUUGAUUUAAAAUCACCUUCCACUCAAAAUUUUGCUUUGCUAAUUGUUACAUCACUUACAACCUUCACUGUGCAGAAUGAUGUAUGUGCAGAGAUUGAUACUGGAAUGGUUUUAUUUUCAUCUGCUGAAGAGGUGAAGUUUCUCUGUGCUCUGAGUUUAAUAUGUGUUCACCACUAGCCACGGAAGUCAGUUGUGGUCCAACAUUCAUGCAAGAUGUGAAAAUAUGAAGCCUCCAAGCGAGCUCACACAUGGACUUUAUUGUGAAGUAGACAUCUUGACUUGUGUCCAACUCCAAAUUAACAAUAUAACAAUAAUACAUAUUCAUAGAUUAGUAUUUGUCAACAAAGGAGAAAGAGUAGAUGCAAUGUUAAGUAACUGACUUAUUUUUUUGUAAAAAAAAAAAAAAAAGACAUAUCACACACAUUAUCAUUCAAAUAGAGUAUUUUUUAUCUCUUUCAAAAUGUCUGUGGGGGUCUUUAAAGUCUUUAACUUUUGAAUUAAAGUCGCCAUCUUUAGUUACCAACUCUAGCCAGUGAUGGAGAGAAAGAAAAAGACAGAAGACAUAAAAAAGAGAAACAAAGAGGGUGGAGAAAAAGAGACAUAGCCACAUAAUUAAUAACGUAGUAGAAAUCCCACUAAGGCUUUUUUUUUGUAGCUCAAAGGUCUGUUAAGUCCUUCUCAGCAUUAAUUGCCACGGAUAAAAUAUUAUCUAAUAUAUUAGUCUGACUUGUACAAAUAAGAAUUUGAUUAUUCCAUGAAUAAAUCGAUUAGUAGGCCUAAAAGUCAGAAAAUUGUGUAGUGAGGAUUUUCAGCCUCUAGAGGACAGUGUAAAACAGGAUAAAGAGGUGAUAGUUCAGGAAGUUCAAUGGGCUUAUCUCAGGCACCCUACAUAUCAAACCUAAAUAUGAAAAAUAAGUAAAAAAAGAGCAUCAAUUCAACUUUUUUUUUAAUUCUACCAUUGCCUGUUUUAUUUUAAACAAAAAUUGUGUAUAAGAUAAAAUGAUUUAGAACCUGUUGUUGUCUAGAUAGAUAUCUAAUAAUGCACUUAUAUGGUUUAUGAUACAGGUGAACAAUGAAGACCACGGAUUUAUUAUGGAGUGAGGGACUUGCUGAGGCAACCACAUGACAAGUAUCAAAGAGAGGAAAACAUCACACAGACUGUUGUCAUAACAACAUAUUGCAAUGAACACAAAGUACCAUCUGGUAUGAGAUUUUUAAGACACAUCGAGAGGACAAGCCGAUAGAUAAUUAUUUCCCGGGAAUAAGAAUCAGACUGAAUGCGCGGCUUCGAAAAAACCAACAGUGUAGAGCAGUCAACAAUCAGACCGCACAAAGCAGGAAACGCUGUAAGUCGUGGGAAAGUAUGAUUUACUCUCUGUUUUACAAGAUCCACUGGAAAGUACCAGUUAGGAGAGAAGAGGAAGAAGUUUUGAUCGCACUGUGUUCUUUGAGCCAAAUGUCCUAAUUCAUAGUUGUUAGCAGCUCACACACUCAUUAAUCACACACAUUAAUCUGUAUUCAGUCCAGGUCCAGCCUGACCUUGAGCUUUUCACCUGAGGUAUGCGCUUUGCAUCCAUUAAGUCGACGUGGUGUAAAACCAUCUCACAGCAUCAGCGUGAAGUGUCUAUUACCACCGUCUUAUUUCCUGUUUAUAUGGCAACUGCCUCAACAUCCUGUUUUUAAUUACUUCUCUCCAGCAGCAGAUGCUUCUCACAGCAACCUGCUGUGGAUUACUCCCCUGAGAACUAAUGUGCUGUGACAGACCCCACUUUUCCAAUCAAUAACUCGCCCUAAAUCUGCCAUCUCUCUGCCUGCCAAACACACUCCCACUUCUAAUGGCACAUCAUUUUCUUUAAGGGGGUGUAAUUGCAGACUGUGGAAAGCUGUAGCCCUUUGUGUUCCAACUACGUAGAUACUGUAAAGGAAUCUAAAGUACAAACUUAGCACACGGCCGACACAGGAAGUGAUGGGGGCUUUACACCACGCUCAGUCUCGCCACCAUUUCCAUCACAUUACCCUUUGAGAAAGCAUUCACUUCCCUGUUUUGGCUGAGUGCUCAGAUAAAUCGCUGUGCUGCUUCAUAAACCUGUUGGCGCAAGCUUGUCAAGAUGUUUGUGUGAUUUCUGUGUUUCAGAAUGAAUCUGAGCCUAAACCUCUCCAACAUGUCUGUCGAGUCACAGCUGGAGCAGGGGCCGGUGGAGUACCGCAUCUUAGGCCUGAUCUUCUACAGCUUCGUCUUCAUCAUAGGAGUCAUAGUCAAUGUCACUGCUUUGUGGGUGUUUGCCCUCACCACCAAGAAGAGGAACUCUGUCACCGUCUACAUGAUAAACGUGGCGAUGGUGGACCUCACCUUCAUCCUGCUGCUCCCCUUCAGAAUGGUUUACCACCACCAGGACUACUGGCCCUUUGGAGAUAUCUUCUGCAGAAUCAGCGCAGCUCUCACAAUCUUCUACCCCUGCAUGGCUCUGUGGCUGUUUGCUCUGAUCAGUGCUGACCGCUACAUGGCCAUCGUCCAGCCGAAGCACGGCAAAGAGCUGAGGAAUGUCCCAAAGGCUGUGGUGGCGAGUCUUGGGGUGUGGCUUAUGACUCUGGGCUCCACUGUGCCCCUUCUCUUCUCUGAGGAGGACCCCGAUCGCAUCUCUAACUACACCACCUGCAUCAAGAUGCAAGACAUCAUCUACAUGCGCCACGACAACCCCGUCAACUUUGUGCGACUCAUCUUCUACUUCCUGGUUCCCAUUUGUAUAAUGAUUGGCUGCUAUAUUGUCAUUGUGGAUAAUCUGAUCCACGGACGCACCUCCAAACUCAAGCCAAAAGUGAAGCAGAAGUCCAUCCGGAUUAUCAUCACACUGAUCAUCCAAGUGUUGGUGUGUUUUGUGCCUUUCCACGUGUGUCUGGUGCUCCGUUUGCUGGGGGAUGGCAAAGAUGGGGGGUUUAGCACAUGGGCAGUCUUCACCACAUUCCUGAUGAACCUGAGCACCGUGUUAGAUAUCAUACUGUACUACAUUGUCUCCAAGCAGUUCCAGGACAGGGUGAUCAGCGUGAUUCUGUACAGGAACUAUCUGCGAAGUGUGAGACGGAAGAGCAGGCACACACACACAGGCAGCGUCCGAUCAAUGAGCAACCUGACUAGCGCGAUGAUAUGAAGCAACCAUCAAACUUUUAUGUCAAACAGCACGCUGUUAUAUACUGUGCAUGCUUUGGCACAAUGUAACACUGAAUGCAUCACUGUGUAUAUGGUUCAUUAUCAAAAGGAUCAAAACUUGCAAUUAAUUUCCAAGGUGUAAUUUACACUCACAGUAUGGGAGUACUGCUGUUGUGGCAAAAACAUCUGUGUUCAGAGCUGAUUGACUCACCCAUGAGACUUGAGAUGUUUUCUGUGCAUCUUUGCUCUGGCAGGCAACGCACGGGUAUCUGUGGCUCAAGUGUAAUACAUGCAGACGUAAAUGAAGCUCACAGUCAUUAAAAACAUAGCCCACAGUAUCUUAGUGUUUGCUGUAUUAUUAUGAAUAAACACUGAAACUCUUCUCGGCCUUGUCACUACGUCAACCGGCAUCUAUAAAAGGCCUGACUGUCUCAGCGGGGGGAAACCUACAGGAAACAGUGGUGGGUUCUUAAAGGUUUCUGCUUUUGUUUGGUCGCUGCAGCAUAUUUGCAACUUCAACUCUGUAGCACCUCCGUUCCGCAUCAUGGCUUAAAUAUAACCAUCAGUGCUGCAUGAUGUCAUGCACACAAGGUGCAAAUAAACUACGUUUGUUUGACUGGUUCACUUCACAAUUUUAUAUUUAUUGAGUUUAAGCCCAAACACUUGAUACAGCACAUAGUUAUAACACAAGCAUCUUGAAUGGUGCUGUAAAUGUAUCGACCAGGUGAGGGCAGCAUGGCACAGCUAGAUCCCAUCUACCUGCCAGAGCAAGACAAACAGUGCUUUCUUUACUUCUAAAAUAAAUAGUGCAAGGUUUUUGAUUCUUCGAGUUGUUUAUACUAUUUUGCAUCUGCAUUUUAUCACAUUUCAGCUGGCUUUAUAAAAUCAAACAUUUGAGCUUUUAUUCUGUGAAAUAACCAUUCCACCUCACCACAGAGAAGUUGUUAACUACCAGUCGUAACAGCUUCCUCAAACACGAAUCAGACUAAAGUGUAUUCAUGGUGCAAUGCGAAUCGUAUUGAUUAGAUGUUAAAUGAUUCAGUCACUUAAAGUGCAUUUACAGUAACAUCCUGAAGAGAUGUCAGGGAGGCUAUUUACUAGAUUUAAAGCAACCUUAACCUUAAAAGAGAAAAACCUUUUCUGUACAGGGAUACAUUAAUGUCAGGUCUCUGCUGUGAGUAUAAGCACCACGAUGCAAGACCCUGCAAUUUAUCCACAACGUAUUCCUCAAAUGACAGACAAAUGAAGUGAUGAGAUAGGAGGUAGUGAAUGUGUGACAGUUCUAUCUCUAUGAAUAGACUGUUUAAUUUAAAUGAAGGAAAAAAAACUCCGAUUUGAAUUUGACGGUUUUGAUAGGUGUCCUGCACAAAUAUCAACCGAGCUAAGAAUUGAUCUGGUGUUGCCAUUUGCUAAAAUAAUCAAGUUAGCGUGUCUGUCACACCUACACAGUCUUAACCGGAUUAGACAGUGAGUUAGUGUAGCUGAGUAACUAUGUAGUGUCUCAUGCAAUUAGACAGUCAAGACACCCUGUGGUGUAACCAGAUGUACCACAGCAAUUCUGAGAAUGGUUAUUGUAUGGAUGAUCAAUUGCAAAGAAAACUAAAUAAACUGUUAUAUACUGUGCAAUAUUCUCGUUGUAUUAAUGUUCUCACAUCUUCACAAGCAAGCUCAGUUACAUGAGCUGAGGGAGUGUGGUAAAAGGAUAAACUGCACUGGGAGUCCAUAUGGUUCUUAGUUGGUUUGUACAGUGUUCAUAGGUCAAGAACUGGACAGACUGUAGGACAUAGAUGGGCAAGAUUUACACGGUUUUAAUAAGAGGAGGCAGGCUACAAGAUUUCCAUCUUACAUGGAAUUCUGGGAACUGCAGUUCAUCACAUGAUGAUAGGUUUAUUGGCCGGUGGACUACAUGUGGAUUUAUAACCAAGAAGUCAAAGGUCAAAUGAAACAUCAGAGAGUCGUCUAUCUGUCCCACCUGUUAGACAUCAAAGAAAAACCAGCCACGC
Molecule: messenger RNA, 7033 nt
Organism: Morone saxatilis (striped sea-bass)
Lineage: Eukaryota; Metazoa; Chordata; Actinopteri; Moronidae
Gene: gpr18
Product: G protein-coupled receptor 18
Exons: 2
Coding region: 4021-5031 (336 amino acids)
Biological process (GO): phospholipase C-activating G protein-coupled receptor signaling pathway; positive regulation of Rho protein signal transduction
Cellular component (GO): membrane
Molecular function (GO): G protein-coupled receptor activity
Source: RefSeq, a predicted model, not a curated record